AUGUUGCGCAGAUUUAGUGAGAUAAUGGCAAAUAUAUUGUUAUUUAACCCAGAAAAAGAAACCUUACUGAAAUACCCCCUCAAACGGUUUGGCGACGAUUGGCGAGGACAAAUGUGCACUUCGGAGUGUUGGCCAAGGAGCAAAUUGUUUUGGAUUGAAAGAGAGGGUGCGAAGCCGCGCCAUCUCCAAACGUGCUUGAAGUCGGGGGCAAAAAGCAAGCAACGGCGACUUGUAUCGACCAGUGUUGACCGCAUACUCAGAAUCACCAAGGGAGAAAAAGAAGCCAAAGAAAGGCAGAAGCACCCAAACUGUAGUUAUGAAGUACAUAAACCACAAGUACUUCUUGUGGUCUUGUGGACAAAGGAGAUCAAGUGUGGCAAGACAGCUGGGACAAAUGUUCUUGUGGUGAAAGGAAGGCUUUGGGUGUUGGGUGUUGAAAUCAGGGAUAUGUUGUUUCUUUUAGGAGUAGUUAAUGUGUUAUAA
Molecule: messenger RNA, 483 nt
Organism: Vicia faba (fava bean)
Lineage: Eukaryota; Viridiplantae; Streptophyta; Magnoliopsida; Fabales; Fabaceae
Source: the annotation of a GenBank genome assembly